Messenger RNA from Venustampulla echinocandica, 921 nucleotides. RefSeq lists its product as uncharacterized. The record is from RefSeq and is a predicted model, not a curated record. The coding region runs from base 1 to 921 and encodes 306 amino acids. The transcript has a single exon. Lineage: Eukaryota; Fungi; Ascomycota; Leotiomycetes; Helotiales; Pleuroascaceae.
AUGUCUGAAAUCGAUGCUCGCGAAGCUGCUGUUGCCGCCCGGGAAGAAGCCGUAGCCCUACGGGAAGCAAACUGCGAUGCCCGCGAAGCUGCCCUUCUGGCAAGGGAACAAGCGUCUGCCGCUGACUCUGCGCCCGUCCCAGCUACUGAAUCCGAACCAACUCCCGAAGAGAAGGUAGAAGAGUCAGCUACUAGUAUCCCUGAGCCGGAAGCUGCUGUGCCUGAAGUUGCACUGGAGGCCGCACCAGAAACUGCACCAGAGGCUGCACCAGAAGCUGCUCCCGCAUCGGAGGCACCACCAGCUACGGAAGAACAUGCCGCAGCAGCCGAGGAGCCAGCAGCAACACCUGCAGAAACUUCUGAAGUCAAGACUGAGGAGCCAGUUCCAGCUCCAGCCCCAGCUCCAGAAGCAGAGGCAGAGGCUGAGCCUCCAUCUGCACCAGAACCCGUCGUCGAAGAGCCUACUCCAGUAGCCGAAGAAGCUCCUGAGACAAAGGCAGGGGAAGCUACACCAGCUCCAGCAGAAGAAACUCCCGCCCCAGCGCCUGCGGAAGACACUCCCCCAGCUGUCGCUGAGGAAGCUGCUGCUGCAGUAGAGGAAGCUCCAGCAGCCGCACCGGAGCCAAUCGAGGAGGCAAAACCUGAGGAGGUUACCCCGGCUCCUGUCGAAGAGACUCCUGCACCAGUUGAAGAGACUCCCGCACCCGUUGAAGAGACUCCAGCACCAGUUGAAGAGACACCCGCACCAGUUGAAGAGACACCCGCACCAGUUGAAGAGACGGCUCCCGCAGCAGAAGAGACACCUGCGCCAAUAGAAGAAGCCGCAAAGCCAGUGGAUGAGACCACAGCCCCAGUACCGGAGUUGGUAGAGGAAGUGGCCGCACCGGUAAUACCCGUGCAGCAAGAACCGAUUGCGGCUUGA